Pogoniulus pusillus (Red-fronted tinkerbird) is the source of this 6341-nucleotide messenger RNA. RefSeq lists its product as uncharacterized. Lineage: Eukaryota; Metazoa; Chordata; Aves; Piciformes; Lybiidae. Gene Ontology annotation, molecular function: heparin binding; protein binding; calcium ion binding. The coding region runs from base 217 to 2157 and encodes 646 amino acids. The transcript has 4 exons. The record is from RefSeq and is a predicted model, not a curated record.
GGGCAGAGGGAUCCUCCUCCCAUCAUCACUGGAGAAAAUGAAGUUCCUUCUGAAGAUGCCCUAAUACUACAGCUGCACCUUGCAAAAGGGCAUGAGAAAUUUACUGAAGUGCUAAAAAGCCAACAGCAGAUCAUUGUUGAUUUGCAGCAAAAACUCACUGACCAGCAGCAGGUAUUGGUUAGCCAGCAAUGGGAGAUUUUGCAACAGCAAAGGCAAAUGUCUGAGCAGAUGGAGCUGAUCAAAGUCCAGUAUGGUGUGUUGCUUGAUACGGUCAAACAAGUGUCAUUUCAGAGCUUGCAAGAAGAUAUUCAAAGUUAUUUUGAAAGCCAUCUUCAAGGACUUCAGAACCAGGUCAGAAAUCAUCUCCAGAAGUCCUACUCUGUGCAUAAAGUAGAAGUGGAUGCGAAAGUGAUUAACGUUGGGGAGUCUUUGCUGGACUGUGGCCUUUGUGAAAGGGAUGAGUUUUGCAAUUUCCAAAAGACACCUUCACAAUGUGAGAAAUGCACUUUGUGUCCUGCUGGCUUUUUCCAAAUGGCUGAGUGUUCUGCCAACUCUGAUCGCAUUUGCCAGGACAGGGAUGAAUGCACUGAAUCUCCAAGCAUUUGUGGUGAGAGGAUAAAAUGCCUGAACACUCCUGGUGGCUUCCGAUGCCUUGGAGUCGCUGAGAAAGAUGCAGCUUUGGGAAUGUGUGGAGAGGAAUAUUUCUUUAGCAAAGAAAUGCAGGAAUGCCAGGCCUGUUUAAAAUGUGAAGAUGGAAUGGUGGCUGUGCCUUGUUCCACUGUCAGUGAUACAGUUUGCUCAGCAACCAGUGCCAACAAGCUCUCAGAGUCUUGGGCUGCAAACAUUGCUCUGCCCCCUGUGAAGUCUGACACCUCUCAGGUUUACUAUGGCUUGAACUUGAAGAUAAAGGCAAAGCUUCCCUGUGAAAUCCUAUCCAUUGAAGACAACAGCCUGAUAUUCAGGCAGCAUGGUCUGUUGUGGACUGACCUCAAUUUUGCAGUAAAGCACAACUGCAGGAAUUUUCUGCAGCUUUCCUUAAAGCUGAAUGGCAGUGAGGAAGGCUAUGAACUGAGCGGGGUUCGCCUCGAGCAGCCAGAAGGGAGAUGUUUCCAGAGCACUAGUUUAAGCAGUGCUGCUGAAGUGGAGCCAAACCAAACUCUUUCUGUGCAUUUGAGGAGCCCAAAUAAGUUCUGCAAUCAAAGUAAAGACUUAAACAUUUACGACCUUCAUACCCCACUCAGUUUGCUUUGGUUGUCCCACGACACAGGUGCUGUGGCGCUCAGUGCACAGGUGUCAACAGCAAUGCAUUACCAAACCAACUAUAGGCCUACAUUCAAAAUCAUUUCUGUCUCUGACCCUUACAUGCUCACUUUAUCUCAUGAUGGCAGAGCUAUAAAGUUCACUGAAGCUGGUGUUGCCAAAUUUGUGUUCCACCAAGCACUGUAUUCCAUGGGUCACAUGUGUGUCCGAGAGGGCUUCUCCUUGAUUUCUUACAUCAAUAGGAAUGGUACCAACAGAGAACUAAUGAAUGUAUUUAAAUCUGGGGUAAAUUACAGAGACACAUCAAUAUCUGCUUCUGGGGCCACAAAAGUUGGUGCUGGAGAUCUGAUUAGCUUUGAGAUACUGUCUCCUGCGCAAUGUAACGUACGAUAUUUUGGAGAUGCUUCUGGAAUUAGUAUGUUUAGCCUCAUCUGGAUCCCUGCAGCAGUUUCUAGUACCAUAUCAGCCACAGUUUCUGUCACAAGUCUGCCCACAGGACCCGUGAGAAACAGAUUACUGGAUUUCACCCAGGCCUCAUCCAGUGAGCAGCAGAUACAGCUGCUUGCUUCUGGGCAGCUCGCUCAGAAGUACUUCAUGUUUACUGAAAAGGGAGUUGCCAGCCUCGCGUUUAACUUAAAGCUAAUCCACUCAUGCAACGUGCUCAAAGUGACUCUCAACCAGUUGACCAGAGAGCACAUGCAGCCCACAGCAAUUGCCCAGCAGAUUGGAGGUCAGAUGCCAGAGGGCAGCAUGUGGACCAGCGUGUCCCUGCGUGCAUCCUUCCAGGUACGCAACGGAACGCUGGUGUCGGUCUCUCUGGACUGCGUGCGCGGAAGGAUCAACCAGGUCGCUCGGGAACAUGGAACCAAUGUAUCUAUCUUAUGGAUUGCAUCUUAAUUCCUCUCCACUGAAGUCAAUACAGAACUGAGGCUUAAGCUGCCUUUGGAUUCUGCUCUGCUUCUAUACAUAUUUGAAACCUUGUACUGUGUUGGCAUGAGCAGAUUGUGCCACUGAAAUGCUCACUAUUUUAGGGGUGUUUAAAUAUAACCUUCAUCAAAUGAUCCGUAUUGAAAGAGAGCUUUCACUGUGCCAAUGCUUCUGUUCACACCUCCAGGCAAGGGAAGCUCAAAUUCACAUCUCUUAGUUUCAUUAAAGCAGGCUCUUAAAACUGGUUAUUUCUGGGCCACCAAAACACGUAGGCAUAAAUACACAACCUGUAGUACUGCCACUGAAAGCAGUGCAGCCAAGUCGUGGAAAUCUGCUUUCAGUUUCUUUACUUGCAUCAGGCUGAUUACAAAACUUAAUGACCUUUGAGGUUAAUUGGUCUGUGAAAAGUUGUGCUUUUUAUAGAGGGGAAGAACACACUCCAGACUAGAGGUGAUAAUCUGGAGUAUGCAUGCUUUGUGUUCUAGAAAUGGGCCCGGGUCAAAACCAGAACCUUGCAACAGGAACAUUAGACCUAAUGACUGCUCAGACUUCACUUGGAAAUAACCUGCCUUUCAGUAGUGGGGGGGGGGAACUUCUUCCUGCUUUUCAGUUUUUAUAACCAGUGAAAAGCUGAAGAAUGAGAAGGGAGUCCAUGCUGAAAAGUGACAGGACAUAGGAGAAAAGAAACGAGUACCAAAAAAAAUUACCUUGAGAAUAAGAGGUUUAGAAAUUGAACACAUUUACAUUCCAUUUCUUAUCAAUGAGAAAGCUUUUUUUUCUGACCAAGAGGGAACAACAUUCACAAGCAUAUUUGGUUUUUUGAACAGGUCCUUAAUUUAAAAAGCUUUUUUUUCCCCCUUGAGGUCACUCAGUUAAUUCAAAGAAAUACUGUGUCCAGUAGCACUGAUUUUUGUCCUCUUUCAGCUCUUCCACCAAACUAUCUUUUCUUUUUGUAAUCUGGGGAGAGUAUUUUUCUCUCAUGUUCUCCUUUCUUCCCCUCCACAAAUGCUGUUUCAAGUCUCCUACUUUCCCAUGAGUAAAUGGCAUGCUCUGUCACACAGCUCAGCUCUCCCCAGCCUUCUUUCACCUUCCCUCCUGAAGAACAGAUGUCAGUCCAUCACAUAUGUAGUUACAUGAGAGGGACAUUAACGAUGUCCUUGCAGUCUGCCUUACAUCAACCCCUCUGAGAGAAGGAACAUUGUGCAUAACAUAACUUUCAUAUAGGUGUUUGCCUGCACCUGUGUACAUGAAAUACAGGUACUUCCCUGUGGCUUUUCAUCUCUUCUGGAGUUUAUCAUGCUGGUUUUGUUAUAUAGAGUCUCCUCCUAUAAUUUUCUAUAGAAGAAUGAAGCCCAAACUUCUGUCUGGUGGCUCUUUUUUUCACUGGUAGCUUUAUAGCUGUGUCCUUAACACCUGUGAUUAUCUUUCCACUGGCUUCUUCUCUGAUUCUUUCAAGUGUAUGCUCAAAGAUGUCAGCUUUGGAAAAAUUGCUUUCCUGCUCCAUGCAGAGAGCAGUAAUUUUUCUUGCUUUCAGCUACAAAGUCCAAGCAGUCCAUCACAAGAUACCUCACUGGGCAUUGUGCUGAGGCACAAACCACAGCAAGUUGACUCGUGGUGUCCCCAACGUCUGUGGCAGAGGUAUCACUGGUUGCGUGUGGCCAGGCUCUCAUUUGUUCUUGCACGGUUGUGAGGGAGUGUGAUUUAAAGCUGAUGCUAAAGGUGCUCAACAUUUGCAAAGUACUGCUGCUGUUACAGAGGAUAGUUUGUAGUGGUAGAAAAAGAACUCUGGAAUAAGAGCAUGUGUCUGUCAUAGGCAGAGGAGCUGCAUUACCUGGGAACAGAGCAGCUUUUCUCAGUACUUCACUCUGCAAGGCUACUGAGACUGAGCAAGACAAAGUGCCAGAGGAGUUGGAGUUUUCUGGUCUAUCCACCUGCCUUCUGUGGAAUGAUGCAUGGGAUGCAAGAGGAGCUCUGCAGAGGGCAGACCUGCGUGUUUCUAAGGUAAGGCUUCAGGGGAUGCAGUGCUAGAGAAGGCUCAGGAUAGUACACUUAGAGUUCUAUUUUAUGGAGGAAGUUAAGAGAGUCACUUGGUCACAGACAUAGCCCUUUCUUCCUUUGCUGUUCAGUGCUGUGUAGUUCUGCUAACAGCUGCUUCUCCCUAGAGUGAUGACAACUAAAGGGUCAUUCUAGAUUUUAACUGUGUGGCAGAUAGCAGAAUCUGAUGGUAGACAUCAUCUGGUACAUCUUCAGUGUAGUGCAGGCAGUAUUUAAUAAGCAUUUGCCUGAUAAAUAGCACUCAGCAAAUCUAAUAGCCUGAUUUGUUGUGACUAUGCUUUGUUUGAGUGAGGUUGUGGUACCAGGGGAACUACUUCAAGAUUGAUGCUCAAAUCCUCUGUUAUGCCUGCUGGUGGUGGUACUUGCAUUUAAAUGCACCUUUAUGAAAUGGAGCCAGGGAGGUACAAGUGAACAUUAUUACAGCUAAGAGAGGUUUCAGAGAAUGAGUUCUUCAAUGUAGUAAAUCUUCUCAGAGGAUUCUGGGGAGAGUGCCCAUAACUGCCUUUAAAUGCAGAGAUUUUGGAUGCACGGCGGCAGAAAUGAAGUAUUUUGCAUCCAUCUCUUGAUGAUAAUGCAUCUAAUACUGGUUUGCUGAAGUCAUCUGUGAUAAGGUCUCCACAUGAUGAAAAAAAAUGAUGAAUGUGUAGUGUUAAUUGCAGCUUACAGCAAGCUUAGCCUUAUUUCAAGCAAGAGAAGCUGCUCGUUUGAGCCUCUUGCAUCUCUCCCUUCUGAAAAGCCAAAGCCCUGAAUCCAUAGUUCAGGCCACUCACUGCCUCAGUUGCAGUAACAUGGAUUUGGAGUGAGUGUUUUGGACUCAGUGUGGAUAUUUCAUAGCCUAAGCAUCAUAGAUAGCCUUUGCAUCUAUGGAAAUGGUAGAUACGGCCUCGUGCCAUGCAACAUUAAGUGCUGCACUACAAUCCUAAAUGAGGUGAAGAGGAAUCAGACAGUGUACAAGGAAUGCUAAUUUUAUGGCACUUACCCCAUUGGCUGUGAAGCAUUGCAUGUUUUAUGGUGUAUUUGCAACUUUUGAACUUUAUAUUGUUAUUAGGUAUUUUUCCCACGUGGUUUCUUAGGAGCACACUCUAAUACUGUGAAGUGCAGAAAAUCAUGUCAAAUCUGGGUUUCUUUGGCAUCCUUUCAUACCAUGUUCAUGAACAUGAUUAAAAUAGCUGGACACAGUCUCUCCAAUCCUUUCUGCCAGAGAGUGUUUCCAGUGGAGGCAUCCAUAAAGUACAGCCUCCGACUGAAUCAGGCUGAUCAGGGCUAUCUUGAGCCUGAUUUUGAAUGUCUCCAGGGAUGGGGCCUCAAUUGAAUCCCUGGGCAGCCUGUUCCAGUAUUUUACCACUCUCAUUGUGCACCCCCACCUGUACUCAGUGUGAGACUGGCAGAGUCUGAUUGUACAAAAAAGAGUUCACUACAUCCAGGAAGGCAGGUGGUGAUUUCACUCAGGUUAUGCAGAUGAUGGGUAACAGGUUGUGAGAGAAAACUUGACCAUUACAGGAGGAAAAUCACUUAGGUUACAUAGUGCUGCUCACAUGAGGAAGAAUGGAUGUGGCUUAUAAAAACCUGCACUGUUUUGUAUUGUGAAGCAUUUUGCAAGUUCAGAGAUUAUAUCUGAAUGUAGUUUAUUACCCAUACAUCCUGUCUAUGAUGUCAAAAGUGGGCAGAAUAUGUUAAAGCUCUUUUAAUACCAUGGGUACUUCCUCUGUUUUCUGGUCUCUGUGCACUGUGAGAACAUGAGGAAGAAUUUCUUUACUGUAAGGGUCACAGAGCCCUGGAACAGGCUCCCCAGAGAGGUUGUGGAGUGUCCUGCCCUGGAGACUUUCAAGCCCCAUCUGGAUGCAUUCCUGUGUGACCUGCACUAGAUUGUAUGAUCCUGCUCUGGCAGGAGGAUUGGACUCAAUCUCUGGAGGUCUCUUCCAACACCCUGUGACACUGUGAACUACUCUAGUUUCAAGUGGUGCUUUCCAAUGGCAUUCCCAGCUUUGAAAUAUGACCUUGUUUUACAAAUACACUUUAGACAUUUGCCUCUGUUAAUGUAUUGUAAUAUGUCUUAAGAAAACUUGCCUGAAAUAAAGCAGUAAGGCUUCAUUGGUGUA